Messenger RNA from Pneumocystis murina B123, 319 nucleotides. RefSeq lists its product as hypothetical. Gene Ontology annotation, cellular component: endoplasmic reticulum membrane. The coding region runs from base 1 to 306 and encodes 101 amino acids. Lineage: Eukaryota; Fungi; Ascomycota; Pneumocystomycetes; Pneumocystales; Pneumocystaceae. The record is from RefSeq and is a predicted model, not a curated record. The transcript has 5 exons. Gene Ontology annotation, biological process: protein insertion into ER membrane. Gene Ontology annotation, molecular function: protein folding chaperone.
AUGACACAAUCAAAAGAUCCAAGAAGAGAGGAUCUUAUAAGAAAGUUUACACCCAUUGAAGUUGAGGAAGAACUAGACUUUACAAAUAUACUUGUAUCCAUAUUAAGUUUUUCAUCAAUGAUUUUCAAAAAUAAAUGGUUUGCAUGGGCAUCUCUUGUUGGAACUAUUUCUGGUUUUUUAGAUGGAAAAGCGCAAACUUCAAUAUCUCAAGGAAAUUUAACAAAUAUUAUAAUGUCAGGUGUUGCGUUUGUUGUAAUGUAUACACCGAUUAUUUUUCCUCAAAAGAUUUCAGAAUCACCAAAAUAAUCAAUAAUUAAAA